CCGCUCGGAGCGGCCGCCUCGCUCCUCGCCUCCUGCGUCCAUGCCCGGCGGCCGCUCGCUCUUCGGCGCCCGCCCGCGGGUACCCUCCGCCCGCGCCCUCCGCCCCGAGCCCUUAUGCCCGCAACGCCAGGAACUGCACAGUGACCGCAGCUGCUACGAGUGGCCCUCAGAGUCCCCCGAGUGAGCGGGUGGCGCGGCUGGUGCCCGCUGCGGGUGGUGGCGGAGGAGCCCCGCCCUGUAUGUGGCCGCCCCUGCCGCCCCCACCGGCCUCCUCCGCAUGUCGUGUAGUGGCAACCAGACGGCGGCGCCGCUGGCGUCGGCCCCCGAUGCCGCCCAGGCCUCGGCCGUCGAGAAUCCCCUGUGUCCCCCGGGGCAGGCCGCAGCCAUCGCUGGAGGCAAGUCCUCCGUCGAGGGGGUGACGCCCCCCGCAGCCACCGAGGUGCGCCUGGUGUCCGGAGGCCGCGUGGCCACCCGCCUGGCCACCGCCGCCUCCCCGGGCCACCUGCCGCGAGACGACGGCUACUGCUCCUCGGACUCCACUCCAAAGAGCUCAGGUGAGCGGCGUGUGGCCGGGGUGCUGCCCCACCCGCGGGCCCCCCCAGCGGACUCCCCCGCCCUGGGUGCUGACGCGGGCCUGCACAAGCCCCCACCUUCCGGCGACGCUGAUGGAGCACUCGCAGGAGAGAGUGUGCCUGUUGCUGCCGUGGCCCCCCGCACACCCACGGCCUCCCCUGGCGCCCCCGGGGGGCCCCCUGGACCCCCAAGUUCUACAGGCGUGGUGGACGACGGGCGGGAAUCGUGGGGAAAGUCCAUGGACUUCCUGCUCUCCAUCAUCGGUUUCGCUGUGGACCUGGCCAACGUGUGGCGCUUCCCCUUCCUGUGUUACCGCAACGGUGGAGGUGCCUUCCUAUUUCCCUACUUCCUGAUCACAGUCUUCGGGGCGCUGCCGCUUUUCUUCAUGGAGCUGGUGCUCGGCCAGUAUAACCGCCAGGGCCCCAUCACCGUCUGGAAAGUGUGCCCCUUGUUUAGAGGUGUUGGCUACUGCGCCGUGCUUGUGGCCUACUUCGUCAGUUUCUACUACAACGUGAUCAUCGCCUGGUCCAUUCACUUCGUCUACGCCUCCUUCAGCUACGUGUUGCCCUGGACGUCGUGCAACAACACCUGGAACACAGAUGACUGCUGGGACGGCCUCACCUCAGACGAACCAAAGCCCAACUCCACCUCCUUGAUGUCGCCCUCCGAGGAGUACUUCAAUUACGUGGUGCUACAGAUGGACAAGAGCGAUGGAAUUGACGACCUCGGGCCGCCCCAGCCUAGCCUCGUCAUCUGCGGCCUCAUCACUUACUUCAUCCUUUACCUGUCGCUCUUCAAGGGAGUCAAAUCUUCAGGCAAGGUGGUGUGGGUGACGGCGACGAUGCCCUACGUGAUCAUGACGCUGCUGCUGAUCCGGGGGGCGCUGCUCCCUGGCGCCGCAGACGGGCUCCUCUACUACAUCAAGCCCUCCAUCUCGGCGCUCUCCAAGCCGCAGGUGUGGUACGAGGCAGCGCAACAGGUGUUCUUCUCGGUUGGCGCUGGCUUCGGCGUCCACCUGUCCUACGCCUCCUACAACAACUUCAACAACAACUGUUACCGCGACUGUCUCAUCACCAGUCUCGUCAACGCAUUCACGAGCUUCUACUCCGGCCUCGUCAUCUUCACGUACCUUGGCUACAUGGCCUUCAAGCAGAAGACGGACAUCGGGACAGUGGCCACAGACGGUCCCGGUCUGGUGUUCCAGGUCUACCCGGAGGCCGUGGCGACUCUCCCUGGCUCGCAGUUCUGGUCGUGUCUCUUCUUCCUCAUGUUGAUCUCCCUCGGGCUCGACUCUGGGAUGGGCGGGCUGGAGUGCGUGAUCACCGGUAUGAUGGACGAAUUGCGCCUUACAUUCGGGUGGAAGACCAUCAGGAGGGAAUUCUUCACCGCCCUGGUCGUUAUGUCGUCUUUCCUGGUGUCCAUUGCUAACUUCUGUCAGGGCGGGAUGUACGUAUUCCACUGGCUGGACACGUACGCCGCUGGGAUAUCGCUUCUGUGCUCAGCCCUCUUCGAAGCCGUUGCCGUGUCCUGGUUUUACGGACUGCGACGGUUUAGUGCAGACAUCCAGCACAUGCUCGGUUUUCGCCCCAUGAUUUACUGGAGGGUCUGCUGGAAGUUCGUGUCUCCGCUCUUCAUCCUUAUCACGAUCGUCAUCGGGUUGCAGUCACAAGCCUCCGGAAAGCUCGAGUACCACGGCCCGAUACACUACACUUACCCUGCCUGGUCUGAGUCUGUGGGCUGGCUCAUUACCUCGACGUCAAUGUGCAUGAUUCCGCUGUGGAUGAUCAUCACCAUCUGUCGCCAGCCUGGGAGUUUCCGACAGAAACUGUUGCUAAGCGUCACGCCUGAGGCCGAACACCACAAGAUCCUGGAGACAGAGGAAACUCCCCGCUUGGACUGGAAGCACUGGUUGCACGUCUGAGUUUGCAAUCUCGCCUUUGCUCACAUGUGACUACUAAAUAACACUUUCACUUACUUACAAACACAUCCACACCUACUAGUAAUAUACAGUGGUAUACACUACUGCACUGAAAUACUAACAAGGUGACGCCAAUUUUACAUGCUAUUUUUCGGGAAUGCAUGCUAAUGUUCACGAGAAACUCUGAUCACCACCUAAAUAUCUAGGGAGUAAUUAAACAUUCCAAAAUAUACGUAUGCCAACCUAACAUGCACAUUUAUGUAUGUGGAUUUUGUCUUACCGCGAAGAAACACGCGAUUUCCAUUACACUUGUACACGGUGGCCAAAUCUGCCAAAUAUACAUAACAAUAUGAGGUACAAACUAAUUAUUUUCAUCACACUUCAGAUACACAGGUUACAUUUGAUUCAAGACACUUCUGGAAGUAACAAAACACAUACCAUUUUUUUCAUAGUUACUGGCUUUCUUCCAAAAAUGAUAUGAACAUGAAGGCCAGCCACACACAAAAACAUUUAACCUUACUACCACACAGAGAAGAUAAUUUAAAGAGACUCCACAGUCCAAGACACACGAAUAAUGACAGUAACGUGAAAAUCAUAAUGUAUCCAUGUAGUAACAUACAGUCCCAUUAUUUGGGAUCAACAGGCUUGUUAUUUGAGUUGCAUUUGCUGUAACGAAUAAGCUUCUUGUAAAUAAUUUUAUAAAGUAGUGCUUGAUCAGCUCUGGGAAGUGUAAUGAAAAGUGGUGUGAGUAACAGCGUACUUAACUUGCGUUCUCAUUUCACAGCCACCGAUCAUCAGUUAGGUCACUCGUAACUUAUCCUUACAGCAGCGUCUUUAUCAAAUGUUGGGUUACUAUGCCCGUGAAAAAGCUUGUCAUUACUGUCGUUCUUGUAGGCAGGGACGCGGCCAUACUUUCAAGGGGAGGCCUUAACGAGGACAGAAACUUAAUACAUUCGGUAUAAUAGAGAAAUCAAGUGGUUUUCUACUUGCUGCAGAUAGGAGUAUGGCUUAUAAUUUAUGUUUCUUAUUAGUAUUGGUGACUUAGCUGACGAUCAUCUACCUCAAUAGUAUUAUCCUUAAUUACCCGAAACUGCAAAAAAUUGCCGUUAGCAUUCUCUACCUUACCAGAGCAGACAGUACGCAACCAGUACGUGUUUCUCUGCGUGCUACGUGAACGCAGCCCAUUGGUCGGCCGUGUAGCCAUUAAGCCAAACUAACCAAUCAGCGCGUGCCAUCAGGUGUGUGUGAUCAGGCAACCAGCACUGGGAUGGUCCGAGGGGGAGAGACAUCUGGUGACUGAACAGCUUGGUUGAUUCAUUGUCAUAAUUCAUAUAGACUUUAUAUUUUAUUUACGUUUGUAACAUACCCGCUUGAUAAUUAAGAUAUAUGUAGUGUCAUGUAUUUACUUAACUGCACGUAUCCUUGUCACUCAGUAUUUCACUAUACUGCAGUUUCCAAAUAUCAUGGAAUGUUUUUGGAGUGUGUUUUUAUUACAUAAAUCAUUAGCCUCCCAUCCUGAUAGUUAAAUUUCAUAUAAUUUCACGAAUUUUCUCAAAUUUGAUUUACAUAUACUUUAAUGAUUGCAACCAGUAUUAUUGCCCUGUGUUUAACACCGUAAUUGGUUUAAGUUUCAUUUUGUAGCCUUUUCGUUCUUAGUUUGAACCAAAAACGACUUAACCAACACUUCAAACUAUGACUAUGACCUCGUCGACUGUCUACAUACCAGAGUUCUGUUUUGGCUGCCACAGUUCACCUCACUAUCAAGGCAUUUUUUUCCUGUUACCACUAUUCUCGUUAUAGUCACCUCUGCCAUUUUAAUCCAGUUUCUAAUUCUUUGUUUAAGCUGAAUGAAAGAAGCUACAGCCUAUCCUUCAAUUUUGUUACGAUUAUCUCCAUCAUCAAUAUGAUCAUGCCUGACAAUAAUUUAUCAAGAAAGCUAGAAGAAUCAAAUUCAACAUAUCAUAAAACUGCAAAGUAAUCAGAUCUGUUUGAGAACGAUCCCUUUAUGACAUCACGUAUUUUGAUAUGUAACACACAGAAUUGCAGAGUUUAAGAAAGUAGAAUUCUGUACUACACAAAUUUUAUAUACAGCUUCUGUCUCCCGCGCUUGAUCCAUUGCUUGCACAAAAUAGGUUAGGUACAGUGUGUGUACACAGAUAAAUAAUGUCUUUGGUUUUUAGAACUGUGUAGGUAAUAUCAUUCAAGAAUCCUGAUAAAAUGGAAAUUAAGAUACAUAUCAAGCUAAGUCAAAAAGAGGCAGCUGGGUUGCAAGUAGUGUAGCAUAGGUUUCAUCGAAAGUCUAAGAGUCGUAAGGCGUGUGGCCGUUAGGUGUGAGAGAGGCCCAAAUAUGCUUCUCGCUCUCUCACAACUGGCGGACAAGACCACGUCGGGACUUUUUACAAUUUUUGUAGUUUCUUGAAAGAAUGAAUUAACUCUACGGUAUGUAUAUAUUUCGCGUUUAGUGGGUAUGGAUAUAAUCGACAUUUAUUUUGAUAAAGCACUAGAGAUUCGGAGGACAUUAAUCAUUCCCAGUGUUGUAUAUGUUUGAUGUUGUUGUUAACAUAUGUGAUUUAAGUGUUGUUACGAUGGAUAAAGACUAGUGUUCCUAUAUUACUGAUGUUAGAGAAAUCUUUAUGAAUAGAGCUGUUAUUAUCCCGAAUUAUUCUGUAAGGUUGGGUGUACUUCUCAGUUCAUUACUGGACGAUUGUUAAUAGUUGUAGACAUAAGUAUUUUUAGUUAGUUUUUAUUUUAUUUUUUUUAUGUGUGUACAUGCAGGCGUGUCAUUUUGACCCAGUGGCUGUAAAAUACUUUCGUCAGCCUGUCAACAUCUUGCAUAUCAUUCUGGCUGGCUGAGAGAUAAGAGUCGCCAGCCCUUUUAGCCUCGUUCCUUGAAGGAGACGAGUUUCAAAUGUGCUUCCAAGUCUACAGGUGGACUGCAGCACCUUACUGUCAGAGUUUAGUACUUAUAUGUGUGCAGACAAGCCCAAAAUAACACUACUCUACUGUCCAAAUAUGCAUAUUGUGAAAGCAAGCAUAACGUAGAGGAACGCUAACUAAAUAUUACAGAUAUGUUUCAUUCUGUCGGUACAAAACAAGAGCUUUAGUUUCCAUAAUUUGUUUACAGUUUUGUGAAUUCCUCAAACGCAAAUGAGUCAUCCCUCGUGUUUACAAUCAUAUUUCUUCGUUCAACCAAGCGUUGACAAAAGUACCGCAUACAAAUCCGACUUUUUCUCUCUACUUAGUCUAAUUGUCUUGUUUAGUUUGUUCCAUUAAAAACAGUAAUAGUCAGGCGUGGGCCAUUGUUCACCGGUAAAAAGUGAUCAUAUUGUGUAUCUUAUCGUGGAUUACGGGAGAAAGAGGAAGAUCUUACACAAUCAUUGUUACGUAAAAAAAAUAAAUAAAAAAAAAUGAAAAAAAAUCUUCGUGGUCUGCAUUGUGGAUUUAUGUGGUGAGGUGUAAUGUGUAGAGAUCUGUGUUAAACGUGUUCUAAACCUGUAAACGUAUGAAGGUUGUAUCCUGCUGUAAAAACACACAUAUCAUGGAGUCCGGCAGUUUGUGCCCCAACAGCCCUCGUUUGCUAACCUACCAGAGCUUCCUUAGUCAUAGAGGUAAAUAAUCUUCAAGCUGUGUUUAAGUUUACAUUCUUAGGAAUUCCUAGACUACAGUUUUGACAAGCUCCUCUGUGACUCAAUCGACCUCUUCACGAACAAAGAGCUGCAAAUACAUAUAUGUUGUACAUAUAUUAUGUUUUAAGGUAUUCUAUGUCACAGUAGAGUGUAGCGUAACGGUGUGACACAUCCUUGUAUAACGCCAGUCAUAUGUAUGUACACCUGGAAUGUACUUAGUUCUCACCUCUGUACAUAUGAAUACUAGAUUUGUCUUUUGUAUCUUCAUUUUUUUCUUGGAAUAUUAUGUAUUCAUGUUAAGUGUCCAAAAAAUGCAGUACAACUUACCGCUCGGAGAAUAUUGAAUUAGAGAAGGUAUAGGAUUUAGUUGUUUUGUAUGCUAUUGUUUAAUGUAUCGGAAUGUCGGAAUAAAGCGUAAUAAACGUA
Molecule: messenger RNA, 6543 nt
Organism: Penaeus indicus
Lineage: Eukaryota; Metazoa; Arthropoda; Malacostraca; Decapoda; Penaeidae
Product: sodium-dependent dopamine transporter-like
Exons: 13
Coding region: 278-2494 (738 amino acids)
Biological process (GO): dopamine uptake involved in synaptic transmission; sodium ion transmembrane transport
Cellular component (GO): neuron projection; neuronal cell body membrane; presynaptic membrane
Molecular function (GO): dopamine:sodium symporter activity
Source: RefSeq, a predicted model, not a curated record